This is a messenger RNA of Cladophialophora bantiana CBS 173.52, 258 nucleotides long. RefSeq lists its product as uncharacterized. The record is from RefSeq and is a predicted model, not a curated record. The coding region runs from base 1 to 258 and encodes 85 amino acids. The transcript has a single exon. Lineage: Eukaryota; Fungi; Ascomycota; Eurotiomycetes; Chaetothyriales; Herpotrichiellaceae.
AUGGCUGAUGCCCAAGAGCCACUAGAACAAACAGAAGUUGAGGACCUCAGGAAAAUGCUGCUCAGGCGACGAGACAGCCCCCCACCUAACGAUUCUGAGCUUGAAUUAUUUAAAUAUGAUGCUGAGCGGCAUGGCUUUGUGGAUGCGUUGAAUUUGCCCGACUUUUCGCACAUAAAGGAGGAAGAGGCAUGUUGCGACGACACCGAUCAGGAACAGGAGCAUGAGGAGGAGAGCAACAACUGCCUUUCGAUUCGCUAA